Messenger RNA from Trypanosoma cruzi, 296 nucleotides. RefSeq lists its product as uncharacterized. The annotation marks the transcript as partial. The record is from RefSeq and is a predicted model, not a curated record. The transcript has a single exon. Lineage: Eukaryota; Euglenozoa; Kinetoplastea; Trypanosomatida; Trypanosomatidae.
AUGGCCUUCCCGCUGAAUACGCUCGUCUGGCUGAAGCAGCCGGGGUACCCGUGGUGGCCGGGGAUGGUGCUUGAUCCCGCGGCGCUGGAGAUGGUAUUGCCUGCGGGGUACGACACAUGCGUGCUCUGCCUACCCUCCGUGUCAUCGAGCGUGGCGUUCGCCAACAGCAGCAACGCCGAGGAGCUUCUUCGAUUUGAUCCGGAGACGGACGCAGAAUUGAUAGAGGCGGGGAAACAAGAUGCGGACUGCGCCGCGGCGAUUGAGGAGGCAUUGAAUGUCUAUGAACAACAGCACAG